Messenger RNA from Anolis sagrei ordinatus, 9606 nucleotides. It is a transcript of the gene FASN, whose product is annotated as fatty acid synthase. Gene Ontology annotation, cellular component: cytoplasm. Gene Ontology annotation, biological process: fatty acid biosynthetic process. The record is from RefSeq and is a predicted model, not a curated record. Gene Ontology annotation, molecular function: oxidoreductase activity; phosphopantetheine binding; 3-oxoacyl-[acyl-carrier-protein] synthase activity. Lineage: Eukaryota; Metazoa; Chordata; Lepidosauria; Squamata; Anolidae.
UUGGACUGCGGCGAGGAGCAAAGCUGUCAGCCCAUGUGGCGUGGCCUCCGGAGGUGGCRGCUGGUUAAAUAGGCGCCGGAGCCGGAGGGAGGCCAGUCAGGCAGGCAGUCAGUCAGUCAGGAGAGGACCGCAUCCACGCAGCAGCGGCAGACGCAGGAGGAAGAGGAGGAGGAGGAGGAGGCGCUGGCGGAGGCGCCAGGUUGAGUGCGCACCAGGCACGCAAGCAGCACGCAGGACGCGGCGGCCCACGGGCGGAGGGAUUGGCCUUGCGCCGGGCAGAGGAGAAGAAGCAGCAGCAGCGCCAUCGCAGACCUGAGCAGGGACGAAUUGAGAGAUGGAGGAAGUGGUGGUUGCAGGCAUAGCAGGGAAGCUGCCAGAAUCAGAAAAUCUGCAGGAGUUUUGGGAAAACUUAAUCAAUGGAGUGGACAUGGUUACAGAAGACGACCGGAGAUGGAAACCAGGAGUUUAUGGACUGCCCAAGAGAAAUGGAAAACUCAAGGACAUCAGCAAAUUUGAUGCUUCCUUUUUUGGAGUGCAUCCUAAGCAAGCCAAUACCAUGGAUCCCCAACUUCGCCUGCUUUUGGAAGUCUCUUAUGAAGCUAUAUUGGAUGGUGGUAUUAAUCCAACUGCAAUCCGGGGCACAGAAACAGGAGUGUGGAUUGGUGUGAGUGGUUCAGAAGCCGGUGAAGCACUCAGUGUAGACCCCGAACAAUUGCUGGGGUACAGUAUGACCGGCUGCCAGCGUGCCAUGUUUGCCAACAGAAUCUCCUACUUCUUUGACUUCAAAGGCCCAAGUAUGUCCAUCGACACAGCCUGUUCCUCGGCCCUCGUUGCUCUGGACAAUGCUUGCAAAGCAAUUCGAAGUGGGCAGUGUGAAUCAGCCCUUGUAGGAGGAGUCAAUCUCAUAUUGAAACCCACCACUUCUGUGCAAUUCAUGAAGCUUGGGAUGCUUAGUCCUGAAGGUGCCUGCAAGUCCUUUGAUGCUUCAGGGAAUGGAUAUUGCCGUUCAGAAGCUGCUGUAGUUGUUUUCCUGACCAAGAAAUCAAUAGCGAAGCGGAUUUAUGCUACCAUUGUCAAUUCUGGUUGUAACACUGAUGGAUAUAAAGAACAAGGCGUGACCUUCCCCUCUGGAUGGAUGCAGCAACAGUUGGUCAGUUCUCUGUACCGAGAGUCUGGGAUUGAGCCUGAAGAUGUUGAAUACAUAGAAGCUCAUGGUACAGGCACAAAGGUUGGAGAUCCUCAGGAAGUGAAUGGCAUUGUCAGUGUCUUCUGCCAAUCAGACCGACCACCGCUGUUGAUUGGAUCAACCAAGUCUAACAUGGGGCAUCCAGAACCUGCUGCUGGCCUUGCUGCUUUAGCAAAGGUGGUCCUCUCUUUAGAACAUGGUCUAUGGGCACCUAACCUUCACUACAAUACCCCAAAUCCAGAUAUCCCUGCCUUACAAGAUGGUCGUCUCCAAGUGAUUACCAAACCGACUCCCACAAAAGGUCAAAUAGUUGGUAUCAAUUCCUUUGGUUUUGGAGGUUCAAACGCCCAUAUCAUCCUGAGACCCAACAAGAAGAAAUUACCCCCACAGGAGACACCUCCGUGGCCACGAUUGGUACAGUUUUGUGGAAGGACUCAAGAAGCUGUAGAGACAUUAAUAGAACACAGCAAAAACAAUCAGGAACAUAUCUCAUUUCUGAGCAUGCUCAAUGACAUCUCUGGGAUCCCUGUGUCAUCCAUGCCUUAUAGGGGCUACACCUUGAUUGGCAGUGAAAAUGAUGUGAAGGAAGUCCAAAGUGCUCAGUCGUCAGGGAGACCUCUGUGGUACAUUUGCUCAGGCAUGGGAACCCAGUGGAAAGGCAUGGGUCUUAGCUUAAUGAAGCUUGAUCUAUUCCAUCAGUCCAUCUUGCGUUCAGAUGAGGCUCUCAAAGACACAGGUCUGAAGGUGUCUGAUCUACUUCUGCAUGCUGAUGAGAACACAUUUAAUGAAACCGUUAAUGCAUUUGUUGGGCUUGCUGCCAUUCAGAUUGCCCAGAUUGAUCUUUUGAAGGCAAUGGGUUUGCAACCUGAUGGGAUCAUUGGUCACUCAGUUGGAGAGCUGGCCUGUGGGUAUGCGGACAACUCUUUAAGUCAUGAAGAGGCCAUACUUGCUGCCUACUGGAGGGGCCGCUGUGUCAAAGAGGCCAAACUGCCUCCUGGAGGCAUGGCUGCUGUUGGUAUGACAUGGGAGGAGUGCAAGCUCAAGUGCCCUCCAGGAGUGGUGCCUGCCUGCCACAACUCUGAGGACACAGUCACCAUUUCAGGACCUCAGAGUCUGGUGUCCCAGUUUGUGUCUAAACUGAAAGCAGAAGGUAUAUUUGCCAAAGAGGUGCUCAGUGCUGGAGUGGCUUUCCAUUCUUGCUAUAUGGCAUCAAUUGCACCAGUCCUACUUAGUGCACUACAGAAGGUUAUUCCCAGUCCAAAGCCACGUUCACCUCGCUGGAUCAGCACCUCCAUCCCUGAAUCUCAAUGGCAAACUGAACUGGCUCAGUAUUCCUCUGCCGAGUACCAUGUGAAUAACCUUGUCAGCCCAGUCUUGUUCCAGGAAGGCCUGCGACAUAUCCCAGAAAAUGCUGUUGUAGUGGAGAUUGCCCCACACGCCCUUUUACAGGCAAUCCUAAGGAGAGCUUUGAAGCCAACCUGCACCAUUUUACCCUUGAUGAAGAGGGAACAUAAAAAUAACCUGGAGUACUUCUUGACACAUGUUGGAAAAAUCCAUAUGACAGGAAUAAACAUCCUUGCAAACAACCUGUAUCCACCAGUGGAAUAUCCUGCUCCUAUGGGAACUCCAUUCAUCUCCCCAUACAUUCUCUGGGACCACAGUCAGACAUGGGAUGUGCCCAAAGCUGAAGACUUCCCAACAGGCUCCGGGAAUUCUGGAGCAGCAACAGUCUACAAUAUUGAUGUGAAUCCUGAAUCAGCCGAUCAUUAUUUGGUGGGUCACUGUAUUGAUGGCCGGGUCCUGUACCCAGCAACUGGCUACCUGGUACUGGCCUGGCGCACUUUGGCACGCUCUCUAGGCACCUCCAUGGAAGAAAUGCCCAUCAUCUUUGAGGAUGUUACAAUCCACCAGGCAACAAUAUUGCCAAAGAAAGGCGUAACACAACUAGAAGUAAGACUCAUGCCUGCUUCCCAGCGUUUUGAGGUGUCUGGAAAUGGAAAUCUGGCUGUAAGUGGAAAAAUAUCUCUUUUGGAGGAAGCUGCUCUAAAUAACUUCCGUAACCAGCAACUUGACUUGGGGAGUCAGCUGAACCCAGACAUUCACUUAUCGAAGGGGGACAUUUACAAAGAGCUUCGCCUGCGUGGGUACGACUAUGGGCCGACAUUCCAGGGACUCUUGGAAUCCAGUAGCGAUGGGAAUUCAGGGAAGGUGUUGUGGAAUGGGAAUUGGGUCACAUUCCUGGAUACCCUGCUGCACUUGAUCAUCUUGGGGGAACUGGGAAGAAGUCUGCGCUUGCCAACCAGAAUCCGCUCCGUUUGCAUUGAUCCCAAACUACACAAAGAGCGUGCACAGACAUACACCGAUGAGAUAGAAGCUUUCGAUGCUGCUGUAGAUCGCUGCCUUGAUACUAUCACAGCAGGUGCUGUUCAGAUAUGUGGUCUUCAUGCCAGUGUGGCUCCUCGACGGCAGCAGGAACAGACCUCGCCCACACUGGAGAAGUUUUGCUUUGUGCCCUACAUGGAGGAUGGUUGCUUGUCCUCCAAAGCUCAGCUUCAGUCCAGCUUUGAACAUUGCAAAGUGUUGAUUCAGAGCUUACAAAAGAAGAUAGCAAAGCAUGGAGUCAAGUUGGCUAUCCCAGGGCUUGAGAAUGCAAAGGUCUCUCCGCAGUCAGAGCCUGGACAGAAAGGUCUUGCACACAUUCUUGCUGAAAUCUGCCGCCUGGAGCUCAAUGGAAACCUGCACUCCGAACUCGAACAAGUUGUAACUCGGGAGAAGCUGCAUCUUCAGGAAGACCCCCUUCUCAAUGGCCUGCUGGAUUCUGCUGCCUUGAAAUCUUGUGUAGAUUUAGCACUGGAGAACAUUACAGGUUACAAGAUGAAAAUAAUAGAGGUUCUGGCAGGAAAUGGGCAUCUAUACUCACGUGUCACAAGUAUCUUAAAUACUCAACCAAUGCUUCAAGUAGACUAUACCGCCACUGAUCGAACGCCAGAAAUCCUGGCAUCAAAAGAGACCCAUUUGCAGGAAAUCGGUGUUUCCACUGACUUGUGGGAUCCUGUUAACCCUCCUUCUGGAAAUCUGGCAAAUGCUAACCUCUUAGUUUGCAAUUGCUCCUUGAAUACUUUCAAGAAUCCAGCAGAGGCGCUCUCCAACAUGGCAACAACCCUGAAAGAAGGUGGCUUUAUCUUAUUGCAUACUCUCCUAAAAGAUCAAAUUCUGGGAGAAAUCGUUGGUUUCCUUACUUCUCCAGAGCUUCAAGAAAAACCAGGUCUUCUGACUCAGGUAAAAUGGGAGGAGUUAUUUACUAAAGCCGGUCUGAACUUGGUGGCUGUGAAAAAAUCUUCCUUUGGUGCAGCCAUCUUCUUAUGCCGUCGGCCACUUCCCAUGAAGCAACCUAUUUUCCUGCCUGUGGAGGAAACCCAGUACAAAUGGGUGGAACCUUUGAAGGAAAUGCUAGCAGAUACCUAUGACCAGCCCAUAUGGCUAACUGUUACUAACUCUGGCACUUCAGGAGUUGUUGGGAUGGUGAACUGUCUGCGUCAAGAACCUGGAGGCCAUAGAAUCAGGUGCCUUUUUGUUUCUAACCUGAAUGCUUCUUCAGCUAAGCCCCCCACCAACCCUUCUGCUAAGGAGAUGCAAAUGAUUCUCCAGAAUGACUUAGUGAUGAAUGUUCAUCGUGAUGGAAAAUGGGGCUCUUUCAGACAUCUUCAGCUGAAACAAGCUCAGUCUCAAGAGAUAACUGAAUAUGCAUUUGUGAAUGUAUUAACACGUGGGGAUCUUUCCUCACUUCGGUGGAUUGCUUCCCCGCUACGCCAUUUCCACACAACCAACCCCAAUGUUCAGCUCUGCAAAGUCUAUUAUGCAUCUCUCAAUUUCCGUGACAUUAUGUUGGCUACAGGAAAACUCUCCCCAGAUGCCAUCCCAGGAAACUGGACACUGCAGCAGUGCAUGCUGGGCAUGGAAUUCUCAGGGUGUGACUCUACUGGGAGAAGAGUGAUGGGGCUGCUGCCCGCUAAAGGACUCGCCACAGCAGUCGACUCUGAUACCAGGUUCCUAUGGGAAGUGCCACAAAACUGGACUCUACAAGAAGCAGCCUCUGUACCCGUGGUAUACGCCACGGCUUACUAUUCCUUGGUGGUCCGAGGAGGCAUGAAGAAGGGGGAGUCUGUGCUCAUCCAUUCAGGCUCCGGUGGUGUUGGCCAAGCGGCCAUUGCUAUUGCCCUGAGCAUGGGCUGCCGUGUCUUUACUACUGUAGGCUCUAAAGAGAAAAGUGAAUAUCUCCAGAAAAGAUUCCCGCAACUUGAUGCCAACAGUUUUGCCAGCUCCAGAAACACCUCUUUUGAACAACAUGUUCUGAAAGUCACAAAUGGAAGAGGUGUCGACUUGGUGCUGAACUCCUUGUCAGAAGAGAAACUCCAAGCCAGUCUGCGUUGCCUUGCUCGGCAUGGUCGUUUCUUGGAAAUAGGCAAAUUUGACCUGUCCAACAACACAGCCCUUGGAAUGGCCCUUUUCCUGAAGAAUGUGGCUUUUCAUGGAAUCCUAUUAGAUGCCAUUUUCGAAGAGGGAAAUGAAGAGUGGGAAUUAGUGUCAGACUUGCUAACAAAAGGCAUCAAAAAUGGGGUAGUAAAACCUCUGCGGACAACUGUUUUCAAAAGAGACGAGGUAGAAGCUGCAUUCAGAUAUAUGGCGCAAGGAAAACAUAUUGGGAAAGUUGUGAUCCAGGUCAGGGAAGAAGAAAAUCAAUACCCCGCAAAGGAAGCUAAGCUAACCCAACUCUCUGCCAUCUCCCGGAUGUCUUGCCCACCAAAUAAGUCCUACAUCAUCACAGGUGGCCUUGGGGGAUUUGGGCUGGAAUUGGCUCAAUGGCUGGUUGAAAGAGGAGCAAAAAAGCUGGUGCUAACAUCUCGAUCUGGCAUCCGAACGGGCUACCAGGCUAAACGGGUCCAAGAAUGGAAACAGCUUGGAAUCCAAGUUCUUGUCUCAACCAGUGAUGCCGGGAUUCUUGAGGGGGCUCAGCGCUUAAUCCAAGAAGCUUCUCAAAUUGGGCCCGUUGGGGGCCUCUUCAACUUGGCUAUGGUCCUGAAAGAUGCAAUGCUGGAAAAUCAGACUCCAGAGCUUUUUUAUGAAGUCAACAAACCCAAGUAUUUAGGCACACUGCAUCUGGACCAAGUAACCCGCCAAAAUUGCCCAGAACUGGACCAUUUUGUAGCCUUCUCUUCAGUCAGCUGCGGAAGAGGCAAUGCUGGGCAGAGUAACUAUGGUUUUGCCAAUUCUACCAUGGAGCGUAUCUGUGAACAGAGAAGGCAUGAUGGGCUUCCAGGCCUUGCCAUACAAUGGGGUGCAAUUGGUGAUGUGGGCGUUGUCUUGGAGACCAUGGGCAGCAAUGACACUGUGGUUGGGGGAACUCUGCCCCAGAGGAUCAGCUCAUGCUUGGAUGUUCUGGAUCUCUUCCUCAACCAGCCUCACCCGGUCAUGUCCAGUUUUGUCCUGGCAGAAAAGCUGAUGGCAAAAAGUGAUGGUGGUAGCCAGCGUGAUCUUGUGGAAGCUGUUGCUCACAUUCUUGGCGUUCGAGAUGUGAGCAGCCUGAAUGCUGACACUUCCCUGGCCGAUCUGGGUUUGGACUCCCUCAUGGCAGUAGAAGUACGCCAAACCCUGGAGAGGGACUACGAUAUUGUAAUGUCAAUGAGGGAUGUUCGAUUGCUUACCAUUAACAAGCUGCGAGAAUUUUCUUCUAAAUCGGGGACCACAGACACAUUAUCCCAGGAGACAAAAGGCAGCCAGGCUGAACAACCCAGACUGGAUUUGAAUAAAUUAUUGGUUAAUCCGAAUGGGCCCACAAUCAUGCUGCUCAAUGAAGUGAAGAGCCCAGAGCCUCCUCUCUUCCUCAUUCACCCCAUAGAGGGAUCUCUCACAGUCUUCAACACCCUGGCUUCUAAACUCCGUAUACCAAUCUAUGGACUUCAAUUUACCAAAGCUGCUCCUUUGGACAGUAUACAGAGUCUGGCAUCCUACUACAUUGACUGCAUAAAACAAGUGCAGCCAGAAGGCCCCUAUCGGAUUUCAGGAUACUCCUUUGGUGCCUGUGUCGCCUUUGAAAUGUGUUGUCAACUCCAAGCUCAACAGAAUCCCUCCCAUUUACCCAACAGCCUUUUCCUGCUGGAUGGUUCACAUUCCUAUGUAGCAGCGCACACACAGAGCUACAGAGCCAAGCUAACUCCAGGAAAUGAGGCUGAAGCAGAGACUGAAGCACUGUGUGCCUUUGUUCAGCAGUUCACUGGCAUGGAAUAUAAUAAGUUGCUAGAAGUCCUUCUGCCUCUGCCCGAUCUGGAAGCUCGUGUCAACGCUGCCGCAGAUCUGAUAACUCAGACUCACAAGGACAUCAGCCACGAGGCACUCAUUUUUGCGGCUACUUCUUUUUACCACAAACUGAAGGCAGGAGAAAAAUAUAUGCCGGAAUGCAAGUAUCACGGCAAUGUGAUGCUACUGAAAGCAAAGACACACAACGAGUUUGGAGAAGGCCUUGGAGGAGACUACAAACUUUCAGAGGUCUGUGAUGGAAAAGUAUGUGUUCAUAUCAUUGAAGGGGACCACUGCACCAUUCUGGAGGGAGACGGCGUUGAGUCCAUUAUUGGGAUCAUUCACAGCUCGCUAGCAGAACCUCGGGACAGCGUUCGAGAGGGCUAGAUGCUUCAGAAACUCUGCUGCCAUUGCUAGAGAGAAUUCAAACCUGGCCCUUAUGACAACCCCAAGGGAUUCCUUCGUGUAAUCCAUCAUAUCAUCUGCUCUGCAGCCACGUGUAGGAAGCCACGUUCAUCUGCAUCCCCCCCCCUCUCCUUUCUUACCCUCUCUUUCUACACAGUGACUGUUUUUGCAACUGUUGCAAGGACCUACGAUGAUGGUGAGAACUUCUACCAUUUAGCAGUUGAAAAUUAGGACCAGAUAUGUGUGUAUAUGUAUGUGUAUUGUGCUAUGUACUGUAUUGUUGUCUUAGGAGUAUUCCAAAGUGAAACUAACCCAGCUCAGUGAGCAAAGAGGGCAGCUGCAGCUGAUUUUGGAGACACCUUUGUCUGUGAAGAGUCAGUCUGUAGCAAUUUCAGUAAGUUAAUUCCAUUGAGGGUUCUUUUUGUAACUAUUACUUUUAAUUUGAAAUAUCUAGGUAUUUAUUGCAUUGUUAUUUCACUUAGACUGUUUUAAUAUGUCACUGACUAAAUGAUAAGGACAAAAUAUUCCAUUGUGGAGUAUUUUUUUCCUCUGCUGUUUGGUUGCCUCAGAUUCUUUUUUAAAUGUAACCAAAAAUUAUCUUUAGAAGCGUGUGCUCAUUUAGACUGGAAGGCAGAUUCCCAGCCAAAAUAACACAUUUCUCUUCAGAAUUGUAUUAUUUCCGCUAAAUUGCUAGUCCCUUCUGAAACUUGAAUGGAAUUGAUUGGUAAUUCUGAGCAUGUGUAAUGCAUGCUUUUUAAACCAGAAGUUGGGAUUACAAUAUUGGGCAUUUCUGACAUUUAUUUCAGGACUGCACAGAUUAGGUGCUCAAUGUCAUCCUUUCCCCUGGUGGCGCAGUGGGUUAAACCCCUGUGCCGGCAGGACUGAAGACCUACAGGUGGCAGGUUCAAAUUCGGGGAGAGGCGGAUGAGCUCCCUCUAUCAGCUCCAGCUCCUCAUGCAGGGACAUGAAAGAAGCCUCCCACAAGGAUGAUAAAAACAUCAAAUCAUCCGGGCAUCCCCUGGGCAACGUCCUUGCAGACGGCCAAUUCUCUCACACCAGAAGCGACUUGCAGUUUCUCAAGUCGCUCCUGACACGACAAAACAAAAAAACCCUUUCCCCUGAAAGCUUGUAGUUUACUUCUUGUUUUCUCCCAUUUGCAACAUGAUUCAGACUUCUCAUGGCUUCAUAUUGAUUUAACCUUCUUCAAUUCUUCCAUAUACAAAGCUCUUCAGCAAUUACUAUUCUCUGCUGAAAGCGCCUGUGUAAAAAAAAAGGAACUAGAGGCCCUUAAGUAUUUUGUUAACUUCUUCUGUCUUGAGACAUGCUUGUAGGAUAAUCAGUGCAUCUUUGCUGCACCAAUGAUACAGAGGAGGCAUGCUAGCCUCAGCGAGACUGCUGUGCUUCUCCAAAUGGCUUUAGAAGCCAGGCCUCAGCUGGAUUAUUUUUCCAAUUCUGAGGUCCAGAGACUUGCACGCAUUUCGGACUCACUGCAAGUGAGUGGCUUAAGCCAUCCUCUGUGGACGAGCAGCUAGGAGACUGAUUUUAGUUCUUAAUUUUAAGAGAAAAUUCCUUUGAAAUCUGAAGUGUAAAAUGAGAACAUUUCAGAUUCCUGUUAUGUUGUGAUUUCUUCUCUUUUUUAUUUUUACAUUCCUUUGAUGAAAAAGCUCUGGGGUGUCUUUUCUUCUGCGGCUCUCCUGGAAUUAAAUGCAACUUAAACUCUG